UUUUUUGUUUGUUUCUUUCUUUGUAUUUUAGAUUCUCACACUUUCUCGGAAAAUUUCUCUGCUUGUUUUUGGUGUUUUUUUUUGUUCAUUUUUUUACUUGUCAUCCGAUCUAGAACCACAACUAAGAAUAGAGAGAAAAGAAUAUAUAACUCUCUCUCUCUCUCUCUCUCUCUCUCUCUUGCUGAGUGCUUGACUAGUAAUUUGAAUUUCUUACUUACAUAUUUAUGUUUUUGUUUUUGUUUUUAUAGAAAAAAAAAAAAAAAAAAAAAAAAAAAAAAAAAGAAAGAAGAAGAAGAAGGAAAAGCUAGGGUUAGAGAGAGAGAGAGAGAGAGGGAUGGGGAGGGGGAAGAUUGUGAUAAGGAGGAUCGACAAUUCGACGAGCAGGCAAGUGACGUUUUCGAAGCGGAGGAACGGGUUGUUGAAGAAGGCGAAGGAGCUGGCGAUUCUUUGCGACGCCGAGGUUGGAGUCAUGAUCUUCUCAAGCACUGGCAAGCUCUAUGAAUUCUCCAGCACCAGCAUGAAGUCAGUAAUUGAAAGGUACAACAAAACAAAAGAGGAACUUCAACCAGGGAACCCAACCUCAGAAGUCAAGUUUUGGCAAAGGGAGGCAGCAAUGUUAAGGCAACAAUUGCAAAACUUGCAAGAAAACCAUCGGCAAAUGAUGGGUGAAGAACUCUCUGGGAUGACUGUCAAAGAUUUGCAAAAUUUGGAGAAUCAAUUGGAAAUGAGUCUUCGGGGUGUUCGUAUGAAAAAGGACCAAAUCUUAAUGGAUGAAAUAGAAGAAUUAAAUCGAAAGGGAAACCAAAUUCACCAAGAAAAUAUGGAACUGUAUAAGAAGGUAAACUUAAUCCGUCAAGAAAACAUGGAAUUAUAUAAGAAGAAAAGUUUCGGAUCCCAGGUUUAUGGAACAAGGGAUGCAAAUGGAGCAAACAGAACUUCCCUUCUCUUAGAUGGUCUUGGCAUUGGAGAGGACUCACAUGAACCUGUCCAUCUCCAACUUAGCCAGCCACAGCAACAAAACUAUGAGACACCAACAAGAGCUACAAAACUGGGCAGACUACAACUGCAAUAAUGAAGAAGAUGCAUCUCGAGUUGGAUGCUACUUGGUCUCUACCAAUAAAAUGGCCUGUGGCUAUAGAAUUACGUUUCUAUCUGUGAGGUAAGGUAUAAGAGCCACCAACAAUUCAGUAAGAAGAUACUUUGAAAUGAUCAAUGACACCAAAUUUAGCAUGUGUGUGAUGAGCAAUUAAACCAGCUACUUAUGUAACAAUAAGAUUAACUGUAAUAAAGAGUAGUUGAAAUGCAA
Quercus robur (English oak) is the source of this 1306-nucleotide messenger RNA. RefSeq names its product MADS-box transcription factor 23-like. NCBI's taxonomy places the organism in Eukaryota, Viridiplantae, Streptophyta, Magnoliopsida, Fagales, Fagaceae. Gene Ontology annotation, molecular function: DNA-binding transcription factor activity, RNA polymerase II-specific; protein dimerization activity; RNA polymerase II cis-regulatory region sequence-specific DNA binding. The coding region runs from base 335 to 1072 and encodes 245 amino acids. The record is from RefSeq and is a predicted model, not a curated record. The transcript is spliced from 8 exons. Gene Ontology annotation, cellular component: nucleus. Gene Ontology annotation, biological process: positive regulation of transcription by RNA polymerase II.